Messenger RNA from Mya arenaria, 379 nucleotides. RefSeq lists its product as uncharacterized. NCBI's taxonomy places the organism in Eukaryota, Metazoa, Mollusca, Bivalvia, Myida, Myidae. Bases 18 to 323 code for a protein of 101 amino acids. The record is from RefSeq and is a predicted model, not a curated record. The transcript has 2 exons.
AAGAAUUUAGGGCAGCCAUGAACACUGUGAUCACAUUUGUCGUAUGCGCAUGCGUGAUGGCAUCAUCACUGGUGACGUCACUUCCGGCUGAUUAUCCCAUCCCACAACUGCAUCACUAUGAACCAACUGACGCCUGCCUAUUUAUGUGCAGCAUGUGCUUUGACGACAUGCACGCGGAAGAGAUGAUGAAUUGUGCGAAUCGUGUGUGUUUCGCCACACACCCGACCGAAAUGGCGAUAGGAAUGUUCAAACUGGGGCAAUCGUGCAAGAGCAGUAUUUCCCUCCCACACUUUGGCUUCGAGGGCAAACCGGCCGAGAAAUAAAAUCGCGUGACUCGUUCAAAACACUUUCGGACUGCCUUAUUAACGACCGUAUCAUA